Toxorhynchites rutilus septentrionalis is the source of this 3292-nucleotide messenger RNA. Its product is annotated as GTP-binding protein Di-Ras2. The coding region runs from base 1290 to 2132 and encodes 280 amino acids. The transcript has 7 exons. Gene Ontology annotation, molecular function: GTP binding; GTPase activity. NCBI's taxonomy places the organism in Eukaryota, Metazoa, Arthropoda, Insecta, Diptera, Culicidae. The record is from RefSeq and is a predicted model, not a curated record.
CAGACAGACAAAAGACCCCACACAAUCUGCAGUGAGUCAGUUUUCCCAGGGCUACCGACGAGUUCGGUUGUGUUUUCCGCAGGAUCCACCACCCAUUGUUAUCAAUUGGCUAUCCUCUGUUCGCUCGAUUGACGCGGGAUCUGAACAUUCUUGAACGUUUCUUGAACUGUUGCGCGUUUGUGUGUUCGCAAAGAGCUCGCGUGAGUGAACGUGGUGCGGGGAGGAACGGACGGAGCAGUGUUUCAUCAUCCCCUCCCUCAGGAUCUCAUAUUUUCCGGGAGAUUUGUUGAUUUGACUUUUUUUUUUGCUUGUUCGGAUAGGAUUAAGUGAUACGGUAUUGUAGUACUGAUAAGAGUCUGAGAUAUCGGCAAUUGACUGGGACCGAAGGGUAGGAAAGUGGAGAAGAAGGAUUCAUAACGGUGGGAUUGGAAGCGAACGAAUGAACACAUAAAUCGUCAUUUGGCUCACGAAAGUUAGGCAAAAGUGAUUGAAUUACAGUGUGAAAGGAGCAAAAGGAUCUCAUUAGAUGUUCUUCGCUUAACAUCCGUUUAAUUUUGUGCGCAGGGUGAGUGUGUAUUUGUGUGUGCUUGUUAGUAACAGCUAUUGGGCUCCGAAGAGCCAGUGCAUAAAUAGGUUGUUAUCAAUUGGCCACUCGGAAGGCAAAAUAAGAAGACGGGCAGAACCGGAAAUUGAGAAAAGUUCCAGAAUUUAGCGAGAAAUCUUGGAGAAGUUGUCCGAAAAAACGCAAGGACACCACUGACAAUUUCCGAAUGACUAUACGGAAAACUUGAAAGGUUACCUCAAGUUUGAUGGAUUUCAAAUAUUUGCUGCAGAUGAAGAGCUAAGGAGAUCGUUCAACUUUUGCCACCGCACAGCAUCACAAACAGUAAACCGGAACCGUGAGAGAAUCUCCUUGCCGACGCAGCUUGGUCGGAACACCGAGAGAAGCCAAAAAAAACGAAAAGUUCUCUGAAGUGAAGCAUACAGUGGCAGUGAUAAUACAAAGGCACAUUUUCACUUGAAAUACUCCUCCUCCUCCUCCUCCUCCUCCUCCUUGAAAGGUAACAAUCACUUUGCUAUAGCCUCUGAGGAAUUCGAAGUCGAGUCACCACACAAACAACUGACCGGCGGCCAAAAUCAGGAAGGAAGCUGCCCACAGCCGCAGAAGUGUAAUUCCCCCGUUGCUCCUGGCUCGCCUUUUCCCGCCCCAAGAAGGCACAACGCACAUACGACAGCACACAUACACCCACACCCACACGUACGAGGAAGGACACAUCUCAGCUGCCAAGAUGAAGGGGCGACAUUUGAGAAGGCGAUUUAGCCUGCAGCCUUCGUUCAUGAAGGACGACAGCACGGAUGACAAACCAAAGCGAGAGAAGCCACUGAAAAUCGACGAAAAUUCGAUCAACACCAACGUGCGGCACAAAAUUGUCGUCAUGGGGGCGGCCAAGGUCGGCAAGAGCUCGCUCAUCACGCAGUUUCUCUACAGCACCUUCUCGCCCAAGUACAAACGCACCGUCGAGGAAAUGCACCACGGCCACUUUUCCGUUGGUGGCGUCAAUCUGACGCUGGACAUUCUGGACACAUCCGGAUCGUACGAGUUCCCUGCAAUGCGAGCGCUGUCCAUCUCAUCUGCCGACGCGUUCAUCCUGGUUUACGACAUCUCUGACAGUGUAACUUUCGAGGAGGUGAAAGCCAUCCGGGAGCAGAUCCACGAAAUUAAAGCCACCACCACGGUGCCGAUAGUGGUCGUAGGGAAUAAAACCGAUCUGGCAGACGAGGAUGAGGAUGUACGUCAGAUUCAACGCGACACAACCGAAUCGAUGAUUUCGGUCGACUGGGAGAACGGUUUCGUCGAAGCAUCGGCAAAGCUCAACAGAAACGUAGCGCAGAUAUUCAAGGAGCUACUCACCCAAGCAAAAAUCGUAUACAACCUGAGUCCAGCGCUGCGCCGGCGCCGACGUCAGUCACUGCCCCAGCAAACGAGCAGUAAUUCCGGCACCGGUCCAUCCACUCCUCAGCAGAGCACCCCAACAGCGGUCCAUGUGCCAUCGGCUGCCCAACUGGCACACCUGCAGCAGAUUCAGGAGAAAAGUCUCGGCGGAAAGCGAAACUCUUGCGUUUUGUCUUAAUAGCAGCAAAUCUUCGCACCUAGAACUUCCCUCUAAUAUUCACCUAAAUAUUUCACAAAUGAACUAGUCUCAAUCAAAUGAAAGUGAAGCAGGAGAGAGAGACUUCUUGCAGUCAUUUAAGAAAGAAGAUGUUUCUGUCAUCGUCGCAUGAAACCAAUCUAUAUCGAUUUGAUGUUUUCUAAUACAUAGUAUAAAAUUUUGUUACCAGCAAAUAUUCGAAGAUGAUAACUGUCAAAGUCCAAAAACACAAGCAUAGAAAUUUGUAAAGUAGCGAAACGGAAUAUUACGGGUACUCCAAGACAACAAACAAACAGAAAAUCUAAACGGCAUUGCUCGCAAUGAAGAUUGCGUUGAAACAAUGAAAAUAAAUCAUCAUUGCUAUGAAACGAAUAUUUUUUCUUCUUCUCUGAACUAUUUUUACAUGAAAAUGAACUAUACUGCAAUAAAUCAUUGAACUAGCACAUUUUUGGCUUUUACCGUUUGGACGCUUACAGUUUUUCAUCAUCAAUCAAUAUGUUUUCCACUAGAACAAUCAGAACAGAAUAAAAACAUCUCUAACAUCGGCAAAAUAAAACUAAAAUUUUCCGUAGAAAUGAAUAAAAAUGAAACAAGCAAAUAUAGGUAUUAAAUACGAUGCAAUGAACGUAGGCAAAGAUUACUAAAGUAAGGUAGAGAAGAUGUUUGAGGAACAUGAAGAGAUGAAAACACCACUAUAAAUGUUGUUAUUGUGAUGAAUUACAACAAUAACAGCCACGAGAAUCAAAUCAAAUAAAUUAUCAUAAACUGUUCGUUACAUAUUCUACCCAAACUAAAAACUCUUAAAUAGCUAUCGUAACAAAAGCAGCAAGUUACUUUGCAAUGUUUAUUAUGAAGAGAACACAGCGAAUGUGCUGAUUGAAUAUUGAAAAGGUAACGAAUGCAUUUGCUGGAAACCAAAACGAAAAACAAACAAAAAUCUCAUAGUCUAAUAAAUGUAGAGAAAUUGGAUGGGAGAAAACGUGCAAUGCAAGAAGAAAUUGAUAGAUACAAUAGAUAAUGAUAGUCUUUUUUGUGAAGAAGACAGAUAUUACUCUGUGUGGAAAAGAGAAUACAGCUUAUCAAAGUUUAAUUCAUAAGAGUUUGAUGGUAAAAUAAUAAAAAAAAAAUGAACGGUUAAGUAA